GUGCCCUGCUGACAAUAAGAUUGGAGAAUGGGUGGAGAUAAAUUUUUAUCAGCCCACGUCAGUUUCUGGAAUCAAGUUACAGUCUCCACAAGCAGUUGGCACCAUAGAAGGAAACUUGACAAAAUUCAGUGUCCAUGUUGAACUGAUUUCCUCACAACCAGGAGUUCUUACUAAUAUCACUGAGGUGAUCAAUACAACUCUAAAUGCUGAAACUGAGUUUAAUGUCACCUUUGACAUUGUCACAGUAAGAAGAAUUCGAGUUGUUGUUGAAGAGUUUAACAUUAAACCAUGCUUUCGUAUGGAGAUUCUAGGAUGUGUCCCAACAGAUAAAUUAGCCCCGGUUGGUGUUGGUAAACCAGUGUUGGAUCUAGAAUACAAUUCUGUAGAUAGUAUACAAUUAGUAUGUAAAAUAACAGAUCAACCAUCACUAGGUAUACAAUAUCAGGUAACAUGGUACCGAGAAGAUAUUGCCAUUAAAUCAACACUCUUACCUAGAUCAGUUCAACAAGAAAAACUAGAUGUUACUGUCGACAACUUUAAAAAUCAGAAAACACAUCAAUGUUCAAUCAAGGCCUGUCAUUCUCUAGACUGUGAUAGUGAGGUUUAUAGUGUUAAAGUUGAAAGUGAUUUAUUUUUACCAGGAAUAAAGAUGUUAAAUCCAGGAAAUGUUGAAAUCUGUGAGGGAGAAGUUGGUAAUAUUGAAAUUACGGGAAAUGCACCACCAGCUUUGAUAUGUCUCAUAAACAACCAAAAACCUGACUGCUCCAUUAAUCUUCACACGAUCAUAACAGAUGAUGAACCAGUGCGAUGUACCAAUGAUCGAGUAUUACCUCAGAUAACUGUCCUAACUUCCUCUGACAAACAAGCCCAGUGCAAUACAGUGUUUGAUAAUUCUAACUGGGAUAAAACCAUUCAAAUUCCUAUCAGAGGAAAUGAAGAUUCCCUUCUUGAUGGAACAAGAACAAGUACUAUUACAUUAUCAAUUGUUCCUGAAGGAUGUUUGGAUUGUAUGCUAAAAUCUGUCCAAACUGUCAAAGUUGAAACCUGUGACAAAACUCCAUCGGCAUUCUGUAAAUCACUCAACACUGGUCAUAUAUCAACUUUUGAUCAAUCGUAA
Molecule: messenger RNA, 1117 nt
Organism: Patella vulgata (common limpet)
Lineage: Eukaryota; Metazoa; Mollusca; Gastropoda; Patellidae
Exons: 6
Coding region: 299-1117 (272 amino acids)
Source: RefSeq, a predicted model, not a curated record